GUCAAGUUAUCAAUUUGGCUACAAGAAACCAAAAAAUUGAAAGUCAUUAACUUUUCACAAUUUAUGAAUAUUGAAUUUAAAGGCGUCCCAUAAUUAUGAAUGCGUUUGCACACUUGGACCUCUUUGACGGCAUACCUGCAAAAUGUCCUGUGAAAGGCUGUCAUUCUCAGUUGACGCCUCAGGAGCUGCUGGCACAUUUGCUAAUGCGCCAUCGGCCCGAGGACUCGAUGUUGGAGAUUGGCUCCGAGUGGCACACGGUGUACGACCUGGACUUAGCCAAGCUGACGCCUGGCUGCAAUCACGUCGUGGGUGUCAUUGCGUAUGCCGGCUCCAACAAUGCCAACCGCAGCCGUCCCAUUGGACCGGAGCUGCAGCUCGUCCAUCAUCUGCCCAUAAUACUUAUGCUCUACGUCAGUCCACCGGCUCCCAAUCUGGAGCAGAUGUACGUGCUCUAUCUGAUAAGUCCUGUGGCCUCUCGUAAGGUGAGCGCCCAUGUAAGCUUGCUGCAUGGCGUGGAGGGACGUGAGGUGCGGGGCUUGCGUUGUCUGCGUAAUUUCUUGGACGCGCCGUUGCUGGACAGCGAGGAGCUGCUCCACAGCAACAUGGACUACUUGAUCUACACGGCAACGGACGUGUGGGAGCACUGCACCACCGGCGAUCGCUGCAAGCUUCAGUUCAAGGUGGUGCUGCACGGUGAGCCGAAUCUGUUCGAAGUGGAGGAUGAUCCGCAAGAGGAGGCUCUGUGGCAGGCCACUCAGUGACUCAUCGCAGUUGGAUGCCAAACAGCUGGCCCACAGCCCCCAAAAAAAAAAACAAAAACUAUCGAAUCCAUUGACGCACUCGUGUGGCCUGAGUGCCUGUCAAUAAUUCGUUGAUGUUGUUGUUGUUGUUAUUGAAUGGAACGUUGCUCAGCUGUCAGAAAACGGUUUCAACUUAUUCAUUCAAUAAUUUCUUGGCCCGCCGAAAAGUGGGUCACACAGCCAGACACCAGAUAGAUACCAAACACUUCCAACUGCAACACGCCUCUGGACAACUGGCUCAACAAUCAAUCAACAAAGGCCACCUAAUUGAAUGGCCAUUGAUAUUGACUGUGGUCGGAGUAAAUCUUGUAAUUAGGUGAAAAUAAUUUUUCUCUCUUUCCCAACAGUUUUUCCCCAACAAAUUUUGCUACUUAUUAUUGUACUUGAUUCAUUUUUAAAUUUAUAAUGAGGUUGAAUGAAUUCUUGCCAACUUGGUAACUGCAACUGGCACAUAAAAAUAAAUAUGUU
Drosophila hydei is the source of this 1268-nucleotide messenger RNA. RefSeq lists its product as uncharacterized. The coding region runs from base 96 to 761 and encodes 221 amino acids. NCBI's taxonomy places the organism in Eukaryota, Metazoa, Arthropoda, Insecta, Diptera, Drosophilidae. The transcript has 2 exons. The record is from RefSeq and is a predicted model, not a curated record.